Momordica charantia (bitter melon) is the source of this 1105-nucleotide messenger RNA. The record is from RefSeq and is a predicted model, not a curated record. Lineage: Eukaryota; Viridiplantae; Streptophyta; Magnoliopsida; Cucurbitales; Cucurbitaceae.
AAUGGUGGCGUCUUAAUGCAACAAAAACUACUUGAAGAUAGUGAGAGAGUAAAAAUAUUUACACAGGAAGAACUUGAACAAGCAACAGAUAACUACAACGAAAGUAGAUUUCUUGGUCAAGGAGGGUAUGGCACAGUUUACAAAGGAAUGCUCCAUGAUAACACUGUUGUUGCAAUCAAAAGGUCAAAGCAAAUUGACACAAACUGGAUCGAACAGUUCAUUAAUGAAGUUAUUAUCCUAUCUCAAAUUAAUCACAGAAAUAUCGUUAGGCUUCUUGGUUGCUGUUUAGAAACCGAGUAUCCUUUAUUAGUUUAUGAAUUUGUUUCUAAUGGGACGCUUUCACACCAUAUUCACAAGGAAAAUCUUGAAGAAUCACCUUCUCUUUCGUGGGAAACUCGUCUCAAAAUCGCUUAUGAAGUUGCGGGAGCUAUAUCUUACAUGCAUUCUGCAGCUUCAAUUCCUAUCUAUCAUAGAGAUAUCAAAUCCUUAAACAUACUUUUGGAUGAUAACUACAGUGUAAAAGUUUCUGAUUUUGGAACAUCAAGAUUUGUGUCAUGUGAUCAAUCACAUUUGACUACAAAAGUAUUGGGAACUUUUGGAUAUAUAGAUCCAGAAUAUUUCAGAUCAAGUCAAUACACUGAAAAGAGUGACGUAUAUAGUUUUGGAGUCUUGAUGGUGGAACUUUUAACUGGGAAGAUACCUGUUACUUUUGCAAGAGAUGAUGGUAGAAAUUUGUUAGACUAUUUCAUUUCACUGGAAAAGGCUAAUCAGCUUGUUGAAAUUUUAGAUAUUAUAGUAGCCGCACAAGAAAGUAUGGACGUUGUUAACAGUGUUGCUACACUUGCCACAAAAUGUUUAAGAUCAAAUGGGAAAGAAAGGCCAACAAUGAAACAAGUAUAUUUGGAACUAGAAGGAUUAAGAAAGUCUCAAGAUUGUCAAGAAACAAGUGAAGAAGUUCAAUCAAUUGGAACUUCUUCAUCAUUCUCUCUAGAGGUUGGAGAUGAAGACCUUACGGAUGAAGAGAGAUGAAGACCUUACGGAUGAUAGCACCAUCAUAUCCAUUGAAACUAUGACGCCGAUGGCUAUAUAGCCAUUGAGUUUUAUG